CUUCAUCCUUCUGAAACGAAAACAAAAGGCUUCGUUCUUUUUCGUCUCUCCUUUUCGCCUCCUUGUUUCUUCUCUGACCCAUUUGAGUUCUAAUUUUUGUUUUUUGAGCUCCCAUAAUUGAAUUCUUCGAAAUUAAAAACCCCCCAAAUUCCUUUUUCCGCUCCUUUUGUGUUUAAAUUUAGCGUCGACGAUGAUUUUAGCUAAUAGAGAAGAUGGGGUUGGGCGUUCGUCGUAAUCGGAGGGGAAGUGGGACGUGGAGACGGAUAGAGGCAAAACAGAGGGUUCUUUUGGGCCUGGAAAUGGACUGCCGGAUAUGCGUUGCGGGUGGGGAUUUAUGGGUCAAAGUAGGCGGCCGUGGUGGAGUCGGAAUUAAGGGUGUGGGUCAAAUGGGAGGUUUUAGCCAUGAAAGCGAGCAUGAUUUAGCCCUCAUGGUUAGUGAUUUCUUGGAAAAUGGGAGCGGCGGAGCUGACUCUUGGUGUAGCAGCGAUAGCGAUUCUGGUGUCUCUGAUCUUACUCAUCUUGCUGACAAGAUUCUGUUCUAUAAAAAUCCAGUAUCCCAAUACGAAAGUGAUUUGCUUUCAGUGGUUCAUUCGCUUACCUUGUCAAUGAAUGAGAAGGAUUUGAACAUGAACAAGUCCGGUUCGUGCAAUGCUAGUUGCAUCCGGUUUGUUUUGGUUAAGCUACUGAGACUCUAUGGCUAUGAUGCUGCUGUAUGCACCACCAGAUGGCAGGGUGCUGGCAAGGUCCCUGGAGGUGAUCAUGAGUAUAUCGAUGUCGUUAACUACACCUCUGGUAGCUCAGAGAGGUUGAUUGUCGAUAUUGACUUUCGAAGCCACUUUGAGAUAGCGAGGGCAGUUGAAUCAUAUGAUCGGAUAUUGAAUUCGCUUCCGGUAAUCUAUGUUGGAUCUUUAUCUCGGCUUAAGCAGUUCCUUCAAAUCAUGGUUGAAGCUGGGAAGUCGUCGCUGAAGCUAAACUCCAUGCCGCUUCCUCCAUGGAGAUCGCUUGCAUACUUGCAAGCGAAAUGGCAGUCACCAUGCCAGAGAAUGGUUAAUCCAGAAGAAGAGCAGCAGUUGGGGAGCAGAGACAUGUUGAGCCACGAGCAGUGCAGUGGACACUUGAAGAGACUUCAGUCAGUACUCCAAUCAGAGAUGGAAUUGGAUCGGUUCGUAAGGCCGGUGAAGGGCGAUAUGAUCGUUAGGAAAAUGAAGUCGGAGAGGCGACGACACUCGUUGUUGAGAGCCGUUUGACGAGAGUGUAGAGACGAGGAAUUUUGAUGAGAGUCGGAAUCUUGAAUUGUUUUUGGUUGUUGUUGGGGGUAUGGUAUAAGUAUGAAAUAAAAAGUGAGAUGGUUGAGUUUGUAGAA
Molecule: messenger RNA, 1363 nt
Organism: Cucurbita maxima (winter squash)
Lineage: Eukaryota; Viridiplantae; Streptophyta; Magnoliopsida; Cucurbitales; Cucurbitaceae
Exons: 3
Coding region: 213-1247 (344 amino acids)
Source: RefSeq, a predicted model, not a curated record